This is a messenger RNA of Sclerotinia borealis F-4128, 2490 nucleotides long. The record is from the annotation of a GenBank genome assembly. Lineage: Eukaryota; Fungi; Ascomycota; Leotiomycetes; Helotiales; Sclerotiniaceae.
AUGGACGACAAGAAGAACGAAGAUGUUGAGAUGCGCAAUUUCAAUGGGCGCUCCUCUCCAUCUCAACGCGACCCUUUCCUGUCCAAGCCAGGGGCAGCAACCAAAAGAGGAGGUUCUGCCUUUGAUCUCUCCAAUGUCACGAAUAGCCCUGGGAUAUCCAUUAUGGCCUACUGUUUGGCAUCGAUUUCUAUGACUGUAACCAAUAAAUUCUGUGUCUCGGGAACAAACUGGAAUUUGAACUUCUUCUAUCUCGCCAUUCAGUCUGUUGUAUGUAUCAUUGCGAUUAUCAUCUGCAAGCAAGCGGGCUUGAUCACAAAUCUUGCACCAUUCGAUACCAAGAAGGCCAAAACAUGGUUUCCCAUCUCACUCCUCCUUGUCGGCAUGAUUUACACCAGCACGAAGGCUCUUCAAUUCCUUUCGGUUCCUGUCUACACAAUCUUUAAGAACUUGACGAUUAUCGUGAUCGCAUAUGGUGAGGUUUUGUGGUUUGGGGGAAGUGUCACUCCUUCAGCUCUCUUCUCAUUUGGUCUUAUGGUUCUCAGCUCGGUCGUUGCGGCUUGGGCUGAUAUCCAACAUGCUUUGUAUGGAGGUGGUGCUACGCAAUCUGCAGAAGCUGCUGCUGCUCUCUCCACUUUGAAUUCUGGAUAUGCGUGGAUGGGGGUAAACGUUUUCUGCACUGCGGCAUAUGUUUUGUCCAUGCGUAAGGUCAUUAAGAAGAUGAACUUUAAGGAUUGGGACACCAUGUUCUACAACAAUCUCCUCACGAUCCCUGUCCUCUUCGUUUGCUCUUUCAUCUUCGAAAACUGGACAUCCGAAAACCUCCUCAAGAACUUCCCAGUUGAGACCCGAAACAACCUCAUUCUCGGCAUGGUCUACUCUGGUCUUGCUACUAUCUUCAUCUCAUACUGCUCUGCUUGGUGUAUCCGUGUCACUUCUUCGACAACCUACUCCAUGGUUGGUGCCCUCAACAAGUUGCCAAUCGCUAUUAGUGGUCUCGUUUUCUUCGCGGCCCCUGUCACAUUCGGAAGUGUAUCUGCCAUCUUCAUUGGUUUCGUCAGUGGUAUCGUUUAUGCAUGGGCAAAGGUCAGACAAAAUCUGUCAGCCAAGAGCCUUCUUCCCACAACACAACCAGUUAUGAGCGCCAGUUCCCAGAGCAGCCGCGAUGCCGCAAAGGCACUCUCCUUUACUCAAGGUUUACUUUUAGGCCAACUGUCAAUCGUCAUUCUAAUCGGCGCCUUCAUCAAAUUCUUCAUCUUCGGCGACCCUCCCUCCCCAGACGUAACCGCAGCCCUCCGCGCCACCGAACGACGCUCCCGAACCCUUGCACACAAAAGAUCUCUCCUCACGCUCCGCAGCCUCACCCCACGCCAUGCCUCUCAGCCCUUAAAUCGCAAACGCUUCAGCGUCUUGCGAAACCCGGCGCCGCUGACCACAAAUGCUAUUCUGAGUAAAACAUACUAUAAUGUGGAUAGUCACCAACCGGAAAGUCUCGAUUGGUUCAACGUGCUGAUUGCUCAGACGAUCGCACAGUUUCGCGCGGAUGCGCAGCAUGAUGAUGCGAUUCUUACUAGUUUGACUAAGGCUAUGAAUGGCGGGAAUCGCCCGGAUUUUUUGGAUGAGAUUAAGGUUUCGGAAUUGAGUCUGGGAGAGGACUUUCCGAUUUUUAGUAAUUGUAGGGUUAUUCCGGUGGAUGAGGAUGGCAUGACUUUGGGGAGAGAGGGGGGCGCGGCGGGGAGGGAACAUGGUAGGUUGCAGGCGAGGAUGGAUGUGGAUUUGAGUGAUUUUAUUACGCUGGCGGUGGAGACAAAAUUGUUGCUUAAUUAUCCGAAGCCAUUGGUUGCGGUGUUACCGGUUGCGCUGGCGGUUUCGGUGGUGAGGUUUAGUGGUACUUUAUCCAUUUCGUUUGUUCCCGGCAGUCCAUUGAACGGAAGUCCUACUACACUCGCAUUCUGUUUCUUGGAUGAUUAUAGACUCGAUCUUUCGAUACGCAGUUUGGUGGGUAGUCGAUCUCGCCUACAGGAUGUCCCGAAGAUCGCUCAGUUGAUUGAAGCUCGACUGCAUACAUGGUUUGAUGAACGAUGUGUCGAGCCUCGAUUCCAACAAAUUGAACUCCCAAGUCUAUGGCCAAGGAAGAAGAAUACGAGGGGAGGGGAGGAUCUAGAUACGGGGUCGGAGGCGGGGGGUAUUGGGAUUGGGAUUGGGAUUGGAAUUGGGAGAGCGAGGAGUAGAGAUGUAGAGCGCGAUUUGAGGGAGGAGGCAAGGAAGGAGGUUGAGGCGGAAACGGGGGUUAGGGUGGGGAGAAGUACGGGGAGGUUGGGGGUUAGUUUGGAUGUUCCGGAGAGGGGGGAGGUGGGGAAUGGGAGUGGGAGUGGCAGUGGGAGUGGGAAGAGGAAUGGGAGUGAGGAUGGUCUGAGGUUUAGACGAAGAAGUAGGAGUAGAGAGGAUAAAUAUUCUAUGCCGGGGAGUAUGCCUGGUUUGAGUAUGGCAUAG